AUGGGGAAUGGAGGAGGCGGCGGAGGCGGCGGUGGCGGCGGCGGCGGAGCGGCGGCUUUCCUCACGGGAGGAGGGUUGCUGUCGGGGAAGAGCGUGAUCUCGGUGCAGAGCAAGCGGCUGGCUGACGAUGUCAACUACGUGUACGAUCGGCAGAUUCUGUACACGAACAAGAUUCAGUUCCAACGGAGCCGCAUUGAAGACCUGACGUUUCGAAUAGCCAAGGCGGAGAAGGAGCUCGAGGAUAAGCGGAAGACCGCCGGGCCCGACAACGCGCAGACCGUUAGGGGCGGCGUUUCCACGACGGAGCGAGAGAUUCAAAGGGUCGAGAACCGCCUCCAGCAGACACUGAUGAAGGCUAGCAUGUUGGACGCGGCCAACGCUCGCCGUAAGGAGUGCGUCAACAGCCUGAGGAGAGAAAAAAUGGCUGAGGCCAAGGCCCAGAAGCGGCUGGUGGCUGAGCUGGAGCGAGCGAGGGCGAUCUGCGCGAGCACCACAAGGGCAACGCAACAGAUGGUCGACGACAAGGAGAAGACUCGGCGAGAGAUCGAGGUCCUGAAGCAGGAAGUCGUCAAGGACCUGGAAUCGUUUCGGGAGGAGUUUCAGGGCAUGACGGAGAGCCUAGCCGCGGCGAAGGAGGCCACUCAAGAAAGCAACGCCAAACUAGGAGAAGACGAAGAGGGGGAGUCCGGCCAGGGGGGGGGUGCCGCGGGUGAUGCAUCGACGGGGUCUGCGGGUGGUGGUCCCCCCGGGGCGGGAGAGGUGCAGCCCCUGUCGAGAGCAAAACGCCUCCACCAGCAGAGUAUAAUGUCGUUCUGGCUGAUCCUCAAGAAGAAGAACGACCUGCAGGCGAAGGCGGCCAGGGUUCAGGAGCUGCGCGCCAUGCUGGAGAAGAUAAGCGACGCGACGAGUCUUACCACUCUCGACGACUUCGUUCCUGUGAUGCUGGAGGCCGAGGAGGAGAACUACAACCUGUUCAAGCUCAUCAACGAGCUCAACAAGGAGUUGGAGGAACUCGAGCACGAGAAGAGCCUGAUGAACGACGAAGUCGACAGGCUGACGCAGGCCGGAAGCAAGAAAAAUCAGCAUGCCGUCAAGCUUUCCCUCCAGCAGCAGAUAGACCGCUACCGCUCCACGGCUAAGGACUACGACCGAGCCUACGGCAGGGACGUCGAGGCCAUCAAGUCCAUCGAGGAAAGCCUUAUCUCCGUCUUCAACAAGGUCGGGUCCAGUGACAAGGCGGCGUCCAAGCAGCUGAUAGCCAUGGGCGUGACCGACAGAAACAUUCUGCUCUUCCUGGCUCAGAUCGAGGAGCAGAUCGACUACAUCGUGUACAACGCCGCAACGGAUAGCACGGCCGUGCCGAACGUCCGCCGUCCCUCCACCCCGGUGGUGAACCAGUCGACGGGGGAGCGCGUGCCGAGCAUGUGCACGCCGCACCCCCCGUCCUCGGACACGAUCGACGACACCCCCCUGGGCAUGUCGGCGGCGGUGGCGGAGGAGGACGCCGACGGCGCCUUCCGCCCGAUCAACACGGCCAGGGUGAGCAGCGUUUUCCGGCCCGAGAUCAGUGUGAACGGCAGGAAGGAAAAAAUGUGCUCCCUUUGCGUGGUGGCGGUAAGCAUGAAGGAGCAGGUACUACGCAUGCCCCAGGGGAUUAACAAGGCGGGCGGCGGCGGAGGCGGCGCUGGGGGGGUGAAGGGCGUCAAGAUCGGAGACGGAAACUUUUCGGGACGCGCCGCCAAAACGGUUGGCUUGCCGCCAGAGAAAUCGCCAAAUGCUAUCAUCGGGGUUAUGGACUCAGUCCAAGACUCGUCCACGUCGGGGGGGGCGCGCGGAGCGUGACAAGGUCAAGACUCGUCCACGGGGUGUUAUCUCGCGAUUUUUCAAGUCGAGUUUCAGGUUGUGUGAAUGGCGAACGAAGCGCAGGAGAGCGCAUUAGAUGUGUUCCG
Messenger RNA from Ectocarpus sp. CCAP 1310/34, 1949 nucleotides. NCBI's taxonomy places the organism in Eukaryota, Phaeophyceae, Ectocarpales, Ectocarpaceae. The record is from the annotation of a GenBank genome assembly.